CGAGAUCCAUGCUUCAACCCAAGAGCCUUUCGCACCAUGACGACGGCACAAUUGCCAGCCCAUAUGCAGAUCUUUGAUCCAGUGCCGUUUUAUCUCGCUAGGUCGGGUCCAUUGGAGUUCACGUUAUUCUCUCAACUUCCAACUGAGCUUCGCCAGAAGAUAUGGUGCCACUUUCUUGAACAACCACGGAUGGUAAAACUUGGGUUGUGGUCCCAUAGACUCAUGGAUGUCAUUAUAGACCACGAGGGAGAGGGCUCGUCGUCUUCUGCUAACCAUGAUGGGCCCUGUGCUGUGGUUUUAGGCCGACGCCAAAAGGUUCUGAGCAAAUUGCUUCGAGUCAACAGCGAAGCGAGAGAAACUGUCUUGUCUUUUUAUCGAGCUCAUCUUCCAUGUAGGAUGUUCAAGAAGGAAGGCAAGAGUAAAUAUACUACCGCAGAAGGCGUAGUCUACAUCAAUCCCGAGUUUGACUUCGUCUAUUUGAAGUCCAAGGAGGGCAACAGUUAUGUUCCCUUCAUCCACUAUUUCAAGUCUGUUGUUGACCCUCGCGGGGUUGGUAUCCUCAACCUCAUCCUAAAUCCUAAGUCCCUCGGUGACCUAUACGGCGCGAUCCCGCAACACUACGACGCGUCCGUAAGAAAAUCAUUUACAAAUACGCUACAGAGUCUUCGCCAGGUCUACUUCCUUGAUAAGAUUUCAAGUCGUAUGGUACCUAACUGGAACAUGAUGUGUCAACCAGCAAAGUAUCAAGUUAACCGUUCUUGUCCGAUAUCAGCCACAGGAACGUCAUUUCAACGUUUCCCUCGCGAUCCACGCGCUGUCGGUCUGGAUCUCAAGAUCCUCCUCACACACACCUUUGCAUCGUCUUUCGUAAGAGACUGGCGUGAGUUCCUCACAAGCUGGGGUAUAGCAGUGUCAACGGCGACAGGAACAGAAACUCAGGAAACGACGAAGACAGCGACAGAUAUUCGCCAUCUUGUCGCAUGCAAACCAAGACCAGGUAGCAAUGAUGGCGUCUACGACCGCAAGAGCGCGCAGGGGAUGUUAAAAUCCGAGAUGGAUCACUGGACCGGAUAUGGCUUUGCUGACGUUUAUUCACGCAAGGACAACUGGGGUAAAUAUAUUACGGCAGAGGCUAGCAACGAAGACUUGGAAGAGGCCCUCGCUGUAAAACCAGCUUUCGGUUUCUGGGUGUUCCCUACAGAAGCUUGCAUAUCGGCGAUCAAUCAUCAUCAACAUAAUGAAUGGCCCGUUUUGGACUAUACGGGAUAUUGGCCUGAGCUUUUUCUGUGGAACUUGGACUAGAUCAGUGAUAGAUUGCACUAGUAAUGGAAGCUGUGGCCGCAAUAGAGAUAUAGCACGCAGAGAAUGAGAGAUAAAGUAAGGG
Messenger RNA from Xylaria bambusicola, 1384 nucleotides. RefSeq lists its product as uncharacterized. The transcript is spliced from 2 exons. The record is from RefSeq and is a predicted model, not a curated record. NCBI's taxonomy places the organism in Eukaryota, Fungi, Ascomycota, Sordariomycetes, Xylariales, Xylariaceae. The coding region runs from base 37 to 1302 and encodes 421 amino acids.